Messenger RNA from Selaginella moellendorffii, 1863 nucleotides. Its product is annotated as uridylate kinase. The record is from RefSeq and is a predicted model, not a curated record. Gene Ontology annotation, cellular component: cytoplasm. Gene Ontology annotation, molecular function: UMP kinase activity. The transcript is spliced from 10 exons. NCBI's taxonomy places the organism in Eukaryota, Viridiplantae, Streptophyta, Lycopodiopsida, Selaginellales, Selaginellaceae. Gene Ontology annotation, biological process: UDP biosynthetic process. Bases 76 to 1080 code for a protein of 334 amino acids.
UAGGGUUCUAGAUUAAAAUAUCUUCUUCUCUCUCACGGGUUUAGGGUUUUAGGGCAUUUCGAUGCCUUUGUAGGGAUGGAAAAUGCUCUAGGCGCCAUCGCUUCCUCCAUUCCUCUCUCUUCAUCUUCGUCUUCCGCUGCUACAUUCGUUUCCAGGAGCCGGAUUUCGCUCCCGGGAGGAAGGCGUCCAAGAAUGAUGCUGAUGAGGUCGAUCGAUGCCAGGGUCUCGACCGACGCGGUGAGCAGCGGCGCGUCGCCCGGAGAUGACAGGCUUCCGGGGAUUUACGAUAUGGUGAUGGUCGGCAAGACCAAGCCUCGAUGGCAAAGAGUGCUUCUUAAGGUUAGCGGUGAGGCUUUGGCGGGAGAUGGCACGCAGAACAUCGAUCCAAAGCUGACCAUGUCGAUUGCAAGAGAGAUUGCUUCAAUGUCUCGUCUUGGCAUUGAGAUUGCCAUGGUUGUAGGCGGUGGGAAUUUUUUCCGGGGAGCAAACUGGGCCGGUGCCAGUGGACUCGAUCGUGCCUCGGCAGAUCAUAUCGGGAUGAUGGCCACAGUCAUGAAUGCGAUUUUCUUGCAAGCGUCGCUCGAGAGUGUUGGAGUGCCUACUCGUGUCCAGACCGCGUAUCGAAUGGCAGAGGUGGCCGAACCUUACAUAAGGAGGAGGGCAAUGAGGCAUUUGGAGAAAGGCAGAGUCGUCAUUUUUGGUGCUGGCACGGGCAAUCCAUUUUUCACAACUGAUACCGCUGCAGCGCUUCGAGCCGCCGAGAUAAAUGCUCAAGUUGUGCUCAAAGCAACGAAUGUGGAGGGUGUCUACGACUGUGAUCCCAGGAAGAACUCCUGCGCCAGGCUCUUGGAUCAUGUCUCUUACCGUCAAGUGGCAGCCAUGGGCCUCAACGUCAUGGAUCUCACUGCUAUAACACUCUGCCAAGAGAACAGCAUACCAGUGGUGGUUUUCGAUCUGAACAAGCCUGGAAACAUCUCCAAGGCUCUUAGUGGCGACCGGAUUGGAACUCUUGUAGACCACAUUGGAAGCUCGGUGGUCUCCGAGUUAGACCGGCUUUCCGAUCUUCAGCAGGUUACAUAAGCUAUUUCCUUGUCGCUCUUGCAGAUGUUCUUCAAUCUGUUUGUAAUGAGAAGAAGAACGACGUUGCUUUUGCACGAAGGUUGACCACUUGUGCGUGUGAUUCUUCCUCCGAGGCCGCGUUUUUCUGGUUAGCACGUUGACAACGUGCUUCAACAGCCCCACGAGACGAUAGAACAUGGCUCUCGCCAGAGUUUCGGGUCAUUCGUCCAUUCAGCCGCUGCUUUUCUUCUCGGAUGCUCCGCGCUGCAAAGUAAAAAAAAUGACUUCUCGGAUCCAGUUUAAACGGACCACUCAAUCAAUGCAUCGGUCGUGCAGCAGCAGUCCAUCACAGGAUGCAUCAGCUAAACAAACAGCUCUUGCUUUACGUGGAGCGAGCGGUGAAGGUCAAAGCAGCGAGAUUACCGCGGAGAUGUGGCACUCGGACAAGGAGACAGAACGAGGAAGAGCCCAAGGCUCUGGCAGCAACGAACGAAGCCGAGCCAGUGGUGGGGAGCCAUCUCUCCUUGUCGGCUUGUUGCUCCCGGGAAUUUCCUAUCCUCAGUUCUGUGCUGCAAAGUCUGGCCAGAGCUGUUCGGUUUGGAUUGUACCGCAAGCCUUGAUUUCUCAUGCGUAAUCGAGGAUUCGUAGCAUGUGAGCGAGAAAGAGGAAUCCAGGCGGAUACAGUGAAGCAAAGCCGUGUUUCUCUCCAUCGCUUCUGUUCUGGACAACGAAAACGAAACGAGAGAUUCGUCCAACACGCAAGAACAACCAAACUCGAACAGGCGUUCGUUCCUGUUCUAGCAA